Molecule: messenger RNA, 1941 nt
Organism: Lasiodiplodia theobromae
Lineage: Eukaryota; Fungi; Ascomycota; Dothideomycetes; Botryosphaeriales; Botryosphaeriaceae
Product: Beta-lactamase
Exons: 1
Coding region: 1-1941 (646 amino acids)
Source: RefSeq, a predicted model, not a curated record
AUGUGGACCCAAGCGUGGCCACUUAGCAUCUCCAUUCUUGCUGGACUUCUUGGACCGGCCAAGUCCUUUCCUACUACCAGCCAUGCGUUCUCACAACGGAGCGAGGGAUCUGGGGUCACCGUGUUCGAAGUCUACCACGGAGUGGAUGGUAAAACUCACCAGGCUCACUACGACGACCUGAGCGCAAAAGGUUAUCGGAUUAUUUCCCUGAGUUCGUAUGGAGGUGCCUCGGAUUCUCAAUACGCCGCCGUGUGGGUUCAGCGCAAUGGUCCAGCAUUUACCGCAGUUCACAAUGUGAACGCCUCGGCAUUCCAGUCUUGGAUCGAUGAGCACUCUACGGGCUAUGUUCCAACGCUAAUUGCCGUCACGGGCCCCAGCGACUCGGCCGUUUACUCUGGAGUGAUGGAGGUGGGAAACACGACGUGGACGCAGAAAUGCAACAUGACGCAGGACCAGUUUGCUGGAAACGAUCAAGGAGCAAACGCAAUGCGCCAGAGUCUCAAGUCGUUUAAGCAAUACGGCACUCCUGGGGACUAUCGUUUCUGCGCCAUCUGGCACGCCAACCCGGACUACGACAAGUGGGUUGCCUAUAGAUCAAACAGCCCCGUGGAAAACUUUCAGGAUGUCGUGGACACGGAGACCAGCAAGCCGUACUGGCGUCCCACGUCGCUCUCCAUCGCCGAUGAUGGGAGCUACACCAGCCUGUGGACCGAUACAAGCAUUGGCUCGUGGGACCUCCAAUACGAUCUGGCCGCCUCCGAUCUCGAUGCCGAAAUUGAGAAGCAAAAGGCAUCCGGCAAGUAUCCCGUCCACCUCGCUGGCGGAGGUUCCAGCGAGCCAAGAUACGCCGCCAUCUUCGCCACGCAGGACGUUCCUUCCAAGCGGACCUGGCGCGUCGCCGGGCCCUCUCCCACCGGCUUCGCCGACAACACAGCCGCCGAGGCCAAAGCCGCGAGCAUCAUCCAAGACUUCAUGACCAAGGCGGGCGUCCGCCAAGUGCAGCUCGCCAUCGCGCGCAACGGCAGCGCGCUCCUGAACAAAGCCUACACCUGGAGCGAGCCGGAACGGGCCACCACACGCGUCAACGACACCUUCCUGCUGGCCAGCAACAGCAAGGCCUUCUGCGCCGCCGCCAUCCAGUCCCUCUACGACGCCGGCAAACUGACGCCCGACACCAAGGCCUACCCGCUCCUCAACUACACCAACCCGCUCGACCCCCGCUCCGACGACAUCACCGUCCAGCAGCUGCUCGACCACACGGCCGGCUUCAAGCGCAGCGUCUCGGGCGACCCGGCCUACAUGAUGCGCGACAUCGCCCUGGCGCAAACCAACGGCUCCCGCGCCGCCACCCUCACCGACGUCAUCGACUACAUGUACUACUCCCAACCCCUCGACUACACCCCCGGCGAGGACUACGAAUACGGCAACUACAACUACAUGCUUCUCUCGCGCCUCGUCGAGGCCGUCACCGCCCUCCCCUACUGGACCUACCUCUCCACCGCCAUCCUCCAGCCCGACGGCCUGACCGCCAGCGUCAUCCGCUGGCCGACGGACCCCUCCGCGCACGCAUCCGACAACGUCGUGCAAGAGUCGCAGUCGACGGGCGCCUCGGCACUGGAACCGCUCAGGGCUGCGGCCGUCGCCCACGUCUUCGGCGGCGACGGCCAGGUCAAAGACGCGACGCUGGGCGCCACGGGGCUGGCCGCGAGCGCGUUGGCACUGGCGCGCUUCGCUGCCCGCCACGCGGCGUACGGCGUGGGGCCGCGGUCGACGGGUUACAGGACGGGCACGACGUCGGGCGCGCGGACGUACAUGGAUAGCAGGUGGGAUGGGCUGGACGUCGGGUUGACGAUUAAUACGAGGGACUUUCCGAAUGGGGAUGGCGAUUUUGAGGAUGUGACGGGGGCGCUGGCGGUGUGGUUGGAUGGGCUUGGGUUGUGA